AUGCUCUAGUACGCUACUUUUUAUUGGCUAAGGCUUGCUAGUCUCAAACCUCAUGUCAAGGAAAAUGCAGAAAUGCUCUGGGGAGUGCAUAUACCAUAUGCUAAUAACAUAUUGGAUAUCAGGCCAAAUCAGGAGACUGUUAUAAUAGGAACUCUCUUUAAGGAGAUGCCACUAAAGCCAUCCAUAUUGAAAAAUGUAUUAGGCGUCUUAGGAACCAAAAAGUUUAGUCAUGGCCUCUAUGUCAGUGAGGAUGAUUAUGCUGUUCUUGAAGACAUAUCAGGUAGAAUAAGAGUAAAGAGAGGGGCUAACUUUAAUCAUGAUAAUUUUGUAUCUGGAACAAUCAUUGGACUAAGAGGAAUCGUGGAUAAUAAUGGCUUUUUUGAGGUUAUUGAUUAUUGUUUUUCAGGAAUUCCUUAUAAUAAUCCUCUACCCCUUAGUGUGGCAAUCAACAAAUAGCGCGAUCUAUACGAAGGUCUUGAUGAUCCUAAAAGAGAGUUUGUUGCUUUUAUCAGUGGCUUGGAAUUUGGGCAAACCUGUGAUGUUAUGUCGGUUGAAUUGUUUCUCAGAUUCAUGAGAGGAGAGCUAGGAGGACCUAAAAAUACAAAGUUGGCUAGUUAAAUUUCAAGAGUUGUGAUCUGUGGUAAUUCUAUUGUUUAGCCUGAGGAUUCUGACUAAGUUCUUAGAGGAUCUUAUAGGGUAGUAUACAAGAGUAUCUCAGAUGUCCUUGACACUUUCGAGAACUUCUUAGAUCAACUGAGUUUAAUGGCUGAUGUAGAUAUAAUGCCAGGCCAAGAUGAUUUCAGCAGCAGCUUCUUACCGUAAUAGCCUUUAAACUCUUGCCUUUUCCCAUAGCUUCAAAGCAGAGAUUCAAUUAAUCUUGUUACUAAUCCCCACAAAUUCAAAAUGAGUGGACUCAGUUUCUUAGGAACAUCAGGCUAAAACCUAAAUGAUAUCUAUUCUUACACCAAAGGUACAUUUAGAAACAAAGAUGAUAAGCAGUAUGACUCUCUAGGAGCACUUGAAAUGAUCUUAGAAAUCAGACACUUAUGUCCCUCGGCACCAGAUACUCUCAGAGCUUAUCCUUAAUUAGAAUCAGACCCUUUUAUUAUUCAUCAAUCACCUCACAUACUUUUCGCUGGUAAUCAGGAUAAAUAUCAGGAGAAGAUGAUAGUAAAUGAAGCUACUUAAAACUCUCCUUACAAGCAAGGUGUAAAACUCGUCAGCGUGCCAACUUUCACCAAGAGCAAAAGCAUAGUAUUAUUGGAUUUGACUACUCUAUAAACCUAUGAAGUGAAAUUUGAUUUGUCUGAGGGAGUAAUGCCUGCCCGUGAUUCAGCAAUGGAUGGAGGAACUGCUGAUAAUGGUGAGAGAAACAGUAUGCAUUUAAUGUGA
This is a messenger RNA of Stylonychia lemnae, 1392 nucleotides long. Lineage: Eukaryota; Ciliophora; Spirotrichea; Sporadotrichida; Oxytrichidae. The record is from the annotation of a GenBank genome assembly.